GAAAUGAAGAACGUCAAGUGAAGAACAACAAACAAAGAAAGAAAGUUGAGAAUAUAAAGCGCGCGUGCUUUUUUUUUUUUGUUACCACCUAACAAUUUCCUUUCUCAGUUUCUCUCUUUUGCUUUUCAUCAAACACCUUAUCUGCAUCAUCUUCUUCAUCAAACAUUCAAACACUCAAAAACUCAAACACCUUACCUGCAUCAACAAAAAUGGAGAAUUCAACUCAAGAAUCACACAUCCGAUCCGAAAACUCCGUUACCUACGAUUCCCCUUAUCCUCUCUACGCCAUGGCUCUUUCUCCAAACACCAAUUCACACCCACAACAACGCAUCGCUGUUGGUAGUUUCAUCGAAGAAUACACCAACCGCAUCGAUAUUCUCAAUUUCAACCCUGAAAAUUUCUCAAUCAAACCUCAACCUUCACUUUCCUUCGAUCACCCUUAUCCACCUACCAAACUCAUGUUCCAUCCCGCAACAAAUUCAUCUCUCCAGAAAACCUCCUCCGACCUCCUUGCUACUUCCGGUGACUAUCUUCGUCUUUGGGAAGUUCGUGAAAAUUCGGUUGAGGCUCUUUCUCUUUUCAAUAAUAGUAAAACAAGUGAGUUUUGUGCUCCGUUAACGUCGUUCGAUUGGAAUGAAAUUGAGCCGAAACGAAUUGGUACUUCAAGCAUUGAUACUACUUGUACAAUUUGGGACAUUGAAAGAGGUGUUGUUGAAACGCAGCUUAUUGCACAUGAUAAAGAGGUUUAUGACAUUGCUUGGGGUGAAUCGAGGGUUUUUGCUUCGGUUUCUGCUGAUGGGUCUGUCAGGAUAUUUGAUUUGAGGGAUAAAGAGCAUUCAACUAUUAUCUAUGAGAGUCCUCAACCAGAUACCCCUUUGCUUCGUUUGGCUUGGAACAAGAAGGAUUUGAGGUAUAUGGCUACAAUUUUGAUGGAUAGUAAUAAAGUUGUGAUUUUGGAUAUUAGGUCACCGACUACGCCUGUGGCGGAAUUGGAGAGACAUCGUGCUGGUGUUAAUGCUAUUGCUUGGGCUCCAAGAAGUUCUAAGCAUAUUUGUUCUGCUGGGGAUGAUACACAAGCUCUUAUUUGGGAGUUGCCUACUGUGGCUGGUCCAAAUGGGAUUGAUCCAAUGACUAUGUAUUCUGCUGGUUAUGAAAUUAAUCAGCUUCAAUGGUCUGCUGCUCAGCCUGAUUGGAUUGCAAUUGCUUUUGCGAACAAGAUGCAGCUUUUGCGGGUUUGAGUUUUAGGUAAGGGAAUAACUUACUUGUAGAUUUCGAAAACCAAUUAUGCAUUGUGGUGUUGUGAGUUGUGACUCAUGAGUAGUUUAUUUGUAGUCUAACUUCAUAAUGUAAUUUAGACUAUCUCAUAUGAAAGAGUUACAUGGUACUUUUAUAGUUAAAUAGGACAAACUAUUUUACUUUCAUGUUUUACUUAUAGCAGAAAUUGUUGUUGCAUUUGCUUUUGUUGAAUUGAGGAUGGAAUUGGCCGAUUUAAUAUUGUAAUUACAGCCCAUCUAGAUAAACAAUUCUUGUUAAAUUUCAAUGUUUAUUCUUUUUCUAUUGUUGUUUGAAAA
Trifolium pratense (red clover) is the source of this 1571-nucleotide messenger RNA. RefSeq names its product protein TRANSPARENT TESTA GLABRA 1-like. The transcript has a single exon. The record is from RefSeq and is a predicted model, not a curated record. Gene Ontology annotation, molecular function: protein binding. NCBI's taxonomy places the organism in Eukaryota, Viridiplantae, Streptophyta, Magnoliopsida, Fabales, Fabaceae. Bases 210 to 1238 code for a protein of 342 amino acids. Gene Ontology annotation, cellular component: nucleus.